AUACCACUAUCGUUACUGUUUCUCACAAAUCAUAUCAUAAACAGAUUACUUAAGUUUAUUUAUUUUUUUCUUAUAAUUUAGAUUUGAAACAUGGCAUCAGCUAUUGGCAUUGUGAUGAUCAUGAUGAUGAUGGUGUCCUUAACCUGUGUAGCAAGUGAUCUAAGUGUGGAUUACUAUGAGCAUACAUGCCCUCAUGUAGACUCCAUUGUAGCUGGUGCCGUACACAAAGCAACCAUGAAUGACAAAACAGUUCCAUCUGCUUUGCUUCGCAUGCAUUUUCAUGAUUGCUUCAUAAGGGGGUGUGAUGGGUCUAUUCUCUUGGAAUCAAAGGGAAAGAACAAAGCAGAAAAAGAUGGGCCACCAAACAUAUCAUUGCAUGCUUUUUAUGUAAUUGAGAAUGCUAAGAAAGCAUUGGAAGCCAUUUGUCCUGGUGUUGUUUCUUGUUCUGAUAUUUUGGCUCUUGCUGCUAGGGAUGCUGUCACUCUGUCUGGAGGGCCAAGUUGGGAAGUACCUAAAGGAAGAAAGGAUGGUAGAAUCUCAAAGGCUAUUGAAACAAGACAAUUACCAGCUCCCACUUUCAACAUCUCUCAAUUACAACAAAGCUUCUCUCAAAGAGGACUUUCUUUACAAGAUCUUGUUGCCCUCUCUGGAGGUCACACCCUAGGAUUUGCGCAUUGUUCAUCCUUCCAAAAUAGAAUCCAUAGAUUCAGCCCCAAACAAGGCAUUGACCCAUCUUUGAACCCAUCAUUUGCAAAAACCCUCCAAAGCAAAUGUCACAUUGGAAACAAGGUGAAAAAUGCAGGGUCCCCAUUGGAUUCAAGUGCAACAUAUUUUGAUAAUGCUUACUACAAACUACUAGUUGGAGGAAAAAGUAUACUCUCUUCUGAUCAAGCUUUACUCUCUCAUCCAACCACUAAAGCAUUGGUUUCCAAAUAUGCUGAUUCCCAAAUUGAAUUUGAAAGAGCUUUUGUUAAAUCUAUGAUUAAAAUGAGUAGCAUCACCAAUGGUGGACACGAAAUCAGACUCCAAUGUAAUGUCAUUAGAUGAUCACUUUAUGCAUUCUAAUUAAUGUUAAAUGGAUGGAGUAGAAAAAACUCCAUAGUCUGUUCCAUAGCAUGUCAUGUUGUAUUUAUGAUCCAUUUAAUCUUCAAUCAAAAUAUAUAAAUUCACUUUUUUAUAUGAUGAAUUUCUAUUUUUUCUCUCUUACAAUUUUACAAACACCUUGUGGAGAGUAUGCAAUCCUUAAAGGGUUCGAAUUGGUUUCAGGAGUAAAGGUAAGUUUUUACAAAAGUUAUAUUUCGGUAUUCACAUCUAGGAUGAGGUUAUGAAUGUAACACUACUUUUCUUUCUUGCAAGAGAGGUCCUUGCCUUUUAAGUUCCUUGGCAUGAAGAUGGGAAUAGUCCUAGGAAACUGUCAAUGUGGACGGAUGUGAUUGAUUAUUUGAAGAGAAGACUCUCCACUGGGAAGAGGAGACACCCCUCGAUGGGAGGUAGAGUAGUGUUGAUAAAUUCUGUUCUAAAUUCUAUUCCGUCAUACACCCUCUCUUUUACAAGGCGCCUUCUAAAAGUUAAGUAUUGAUCAGAUUUAAAAGCAUACAAAAUAGUUUUUUAUGGGGGAGAGAUUCAGAGAUUAGGAAGAAGGUCCACUGAGUGAGUUUAUUGUCGACCUUCAUCAAUUGCUAGAGUCGUCUCCAGUUUCGUCACAUUU
Vicia villosa (hairy vetch) is the source of this 1708-nucleotide messenger RNA. Its product is annotated as peroxidase 64-like. Gene Ontology annotation, molecular function: heme binding; peroxidase activity. The record is from RefSeq and is a predicted model, not a curated record. The transcript has 4 exons. NCBI's taxonomy places the organism in Eukaryota, Viridiplantae, Streptophyta, Magnoliopsida, Fabales, Fabaceae. Gene Ontology annotation, cellular component: plant-type cell wall; plasmodesma. Gene Ontology annotation, biological process: hydrogen peroxide catabolic process; response to oxidative stress. The coding region runs from base 91 to 1047 and encodes 318 amino acids.